Molecule: messenger RNA, 1058 nt
Organism: Capsicum annuum
Lineage: Eukaryota; Viridiplantae; Streptophyta; Magnoliopsida; Solanales; Solanaceae
Product: 60S ribosomal protein L9-1
Exons: 3
Coding region: 254-838 (194 amino acids)
Biological process (GO): cytoplasmic translation
Cellular component (GO): cytosolic large ribosomal subunit; ribosome
Molecular function (GO): rRNA binding; structural constituent of ribosome
Source: RefSeq, a predicted model, not a curated record
ACUUUUAUUUUUUCAAGAAAAAUAUGUUAUAAAUUGCAAACUAAGAAGGGUUGUUAUAACUUGCAUUAAACAAUAUAUUUAGUUUGUUUUUUCCUUUUAUCUUUUCUUGUUCCUUUACGAAUUGGGCUUGUCAUUGGUAGCUCUAUUUGGCCCAUCAAUAAACAUCAAUGUACAUUAUAUCCUCAUCUUUUUAGGGUUUUUAGUUGUCCACUACCGCCACUCUCACCAGACCCGCCGAGAAAGAGAGAACAAAAUGAAGACAAUUCUGUCAUCGGAGACAAUGGACAUCCCAGAUGGGAUAACCAUCAAGGUAAAAGCAAAACAAAUAGAAGUAGAAGGACCAAGAGGAAAACUAACCCGCAAUUUCAAGCACUUGAAUCUUGAUUUUCAGCUAAUCAAGGACGAAGAAACUGGUAAAAAGAAGCUGAAAAUUGAUGCUUGGUUUGGAUCUCGCAAAACAACUGCUGCUAUACGCACUGCACUUAGUCAUGUUGACAAUUUGAUUACUGGUGUUAGUAAGGGGUAUAGAUAUAAGAUGCGUUUUGUUUAUGCGCAUUUUCCUAUUAAUGCUUCGAUUACUGGUGGGAAUAAGUCUAUUGAGAUUAGGAACUUCCUUGGCGAGAAAAAGGUGAGGAAAGUUGAUAUGCUUGACGGGGUUACAGUUGUCCGUUCUGAGAAAGUUAAGGAUGAAUUGGUAUUGGAUGGAAAUGACAUCGAACUUGUCUCUCGUUCUGCUGCCCUCAUUAACCAAAAAUGUCAUGUGAAAAACAAAGAUAUCCGUAAGUUUCUGGAUGGUAUCUAUGUCAGUGAGAAGGGAAGAAUAGUUGAAGAAGAGUAAGUGCUAGCAAGCUGGUUCUGGGAUGAAUUGGGAUUAUUUGCCAACUUUAAUAUGAGAACAUUUAAAGUUAAAUCAACAAUUUUGGUUAUUAAGGUUUUCUUGAUGAAGUAGCGUUUAAGUAGUUUUACUUUUUGUGUUUAGACCAUUAAGAAUAGAUGGAUGCUUUCUUUGACUCUUUAUUUUGAUCUUCAGAUCAAUUUCAAUGAUGUUUUUCUUUUCC